AUGGGGGACGAAAGUGGCGAUAACUUUGAAGAUAUGAGCAUUGACCAAUUGAAAGUAGAGUUAUUGGAAGAACUCCAUAUGAAAGACUUAGUACAAAUCUCAAUACUUGAACUAAAACACAAGAUAGUGGAACUGAAGGACAAACUCAAUACUGAUAAUGAAUGCAGUGAAUGGAAAAUCCGUUAUGAGAUACAACUUGAAGUGAAUGAUCAACUAAAAAAGCAAAUUGCUACUCUCAAAGAUAAAUUGGAAAAAGUCCGUGGAAAUCCUUCAGAUAGACUAUCUUCUAUUCGUGUCUAUGAGCGAAUGCCAGUGGAAUCUUUAAUUACAUUACUUAAAAAGCUAGAAAAAGAAAAAAGGCGUCUUGAACAUCAAGUGAAACACUGUGCACUUAGACUAGAAGAAGAAUCAAAGGCUUACCAGAAGACUGAAGAUGAACGCCGUAUAUGCCUAGCUGAAAUGUCUCAGGUCUCUGGCUUACGCAAAAAUUCUAGAAAGCAACAGGUGAAUCAACUCCAUAGAGUGAAAGAGAAUCCAGUGAAAACGGGGAGAUAUAAUACUGCUAAUCAGAAGAUAGUAAAUGCCAAGAGAGGACCAGCAAAAAAAAGUACAAGAUCAAACCAUCUUCCAAAACUCAACCCAUGA
Molecule: messenger RNA, 645 nt
Organism: Pteropus alecto (black flying fox)
Lineage: Eukaryota; Metazoa; Chordata; Mammalia; Chiroptera; Pteropodidae
Gene: CCDC169
Product: coiled-coil domain containing 169
Exons: 1
Coding region: 1-645 (214 amino acids)
Source: RefSeq, a predicted model, not a curated record